AUAUUGCAAUUUUGGUCACGUUUAUAUAAGUAGGAAUUUAAAGAUAAAGUUUAAAAGUCGAUUCUUUUUCAGCAGUGUACUGAUUUAAUCCCAUUUUCAACUUUUUUUGGUUGUUUGUUUAUUGCAUCUUUUUGUGAUAUUAGUUGCAUCCUCAUCAUCCAUGCUACAUCCUCCACAGUUGUUUCAUCAAAGUCUGCCACAGUUGGAACCAAACUUUAAAACAUGGAUAUGAGAAAAAAUGCUUUUUUGUCUAUGCGUAAAAGAAAAAUGGUUUGUUCAGUGCUGUCAGCUUUCUUAGUUUUAGCACUCUUUUUAACAAGUACUCAUAUAAAAGAACUUAACGUUGAAAAUAAAGUACUAUUCAUUCAUGCGCCAAAAAACAUCAUUUAUGAGACGAAAGAAAUUGAAGAUAAAGGUCCAACACGAUUAGCCAGAAUGCAUCAUUUUUUGUUGAAAAAAAUGUUAGAAAAAUUAAACCAAACAAAAGUAUUGAAAAACGUUAUAGAUCAUAAAAGUCAUCUAAAUAAAAGCAAAAUCUCAGAAAAAAACCUAAACAAAGAAAGCGAGGCACUCGAAAAAAUUGUUUUUGAUUUUGUUAAAAAAAACAGCUCUAUCGUUUAUACAACAAUUAUUCUGAUCUCUUCGCGAGUGAACCAUACAGAAAGAAGAAAUUUAAUUCGAGAAUCGUGGGGAAAUUCUUCUUUUUGGAACACAAAUGAAAAAUAUUUAAUCGUAUUUGUUGUGGGCAUAGUAACAGCAAAAAAAACAGCAAGGCAAAUGCUAGAAGAGGCAAAAGUAACAAAAGAUAUCCUUUAUGCAAACGUUUCAGAAGAUUUCUACUUGCUUGCUGAAAAAGUUAUUAUUGGAUUAACAUGGGCAAAGAACAACCUUAAAUUUAAAUUUAUUUCGAAAGGAGAUGAUGAUACUUUCAUGAACAUAGAUAAUAUUAUGAAAUUUAUAAAGCGUAAUCAGGUGAAAAACGGGUAUUUUGGAAAUAAAAUAACUGGUGCACAAGUUAUACGAACUGGUCGGUACAUGGUAACUAAAGAAGAAUGGAGUUCAGACUACUACUACCCAUAUUGUUCUGGCGGCGGUUUUUUACUGACAAAUUCAAGUGUUUUUAAAAUGAUACAGCUAUUUGAUUUACAAAAAAUAUUUCGAAUAGAUGAUGCUUUUAUUGGCGAGGUUGCAUUUCAAGCAGGAAUAAUAGUGCAUGGAGUAAAUGGCUUUUAUAUGUUCAACUUUGGUUGUGAGUAUAGCAAAGAUAUUAUGGUUUCACACCCUUCAUCAGAUCUUGGAUGUAACAGCUUUCUUCUAAAGAGGCAUUUAAUUGACAAUAAAAAAAUUCCAAGAGAUGUAAAACUUGAAAGUAUUAAGUGUUACAGUAUCAGAUUGUUAGUAUUUGUUAAUUCUUUAUGUUCGUUAUUGUUUAGUUUUAUGUUGUUAAAAAGAGAAUUCUAUAUCAAGAAUAUAUAA
Messenger RNA from Hydra vulgaris (swiftwater hydra), 1476 nucleotides. RefSeq names its product N-acetyllactosaminide beta-1,3-N-acetylglucosaminyltransferase 4. The record is from RefSeq and is a predicted model, not a curated record. Gene Ontology annotation, molecular function: hexosyltransferase activity. Lineage: Eukaryota; Metazoa; Cnidaria; Hydrozoa; Anthoathecata; Hydridae. Gene Ontology annotation, cellular component: Golgi membrane.